Molecule: messenger RNA, 937 nt
Organism: Carassius gibelio (silver crucian carp)
Lineage: Eukaryota; Metazoa; Chordata; Actinopteri; Cypriniformes; Cyprinidae
Product: PWWP domain-containing DNA repair factor 3A-like
Exons: 4
Coding region: 38-394 (118 amino acids)
Source: RefSeq, a predicted model, not a curated record
CAGUCAUUUAUGAGAACAGCAGACCAUAUCUAUAUGUAUGAUAGCAGCAGACCUUCUUGAAGCGAUACGGAUGAGUGUUCCAUCAAUAUUGUUCAUUGAAGAUCAGGAGCGAAUUGAUGUUAUCUACACUCAGAUGACUUCAAUUUUGGAUGGCACACCUACACACACCCACAGUGACCAGAUCAGAUUCAUUAUGGAUGUCCCUUUUCCAGAGUCCAUCAUCUGUGCUCUUGCUGUUGUGAAAGAUGUGUCCAUCUUGGAGGCUGAGGAGAAAUUCCUUCGAGGACCUGUCAUUGACGCAAGUGAGUGGGAUCACUUUGACCGCAGGAUAAAGAAACAAUUAAAGAAGAGUGGCAAACCAUUGGAGAGUCAUCUACAGGAGUCAUGCUGUUAAGAAAUAACCAAGUCAUGGUGUUAAUAAAAUUUUUUUGUGAACAACAAUAUUGUCUUUCUUUUAAAUGACCCUUGGAACUUUAGAAAAUUGUUAAAUUUUGUUGGUCUUCAUAAAAUGCUAUGUAGAACAUGUUCUGUUGCUGUAUAAUGAGCAAUUGUGAAUUGUAAAGCAAAUAUUUCAUUUAGGAUCCAUAUGAUUACACAGUACUGUAUGUCUAAUGGCCUGAAUAUGGUUAAUAUCUAAAUAUAACUUAAUAUAAAUUCACAACAUCAUAUAUCAGUCAAUCUCUGUAUAUAAAAACAGUUUAUAAAUAUAUAUAAAUAAUACAUUUUACAGUAGGUCAUAGGUCUGCAGCCUCCCCCUACUGGACGCAUGAGGAACAACAGGGGCGUAAAACUGCUUGGGGCGUAUAUCUACUGGCUCAGUAGCUCUUCUGAUUGGCUGAAAUUCUGUAAUCUCUAAACAGUCCCGCCCACUACCUCUACAGAUGCACAAAUCACUUUUGAACCAAAUAUCUCGGUGCAAAAGGGAGAGCGCGAAACU